AUGGACAAUCGAUGUGGACAGAAAGAUAGGAAUGUUGAACAGCUGAUCUGUGAAAAUGCCUUAAAAUUUGUUGGUGACUCUACUACCAGUCCAUUUGUUACUGAUCUGCUUGUAGAGCAUGCAAUGCACUUGGUUGUCGAUCAUCGUCAAAGCAGGUGGAUUGCAAAGCCGAUAAAUGCCUCCUUUCUAAUGCAUUUUACCAAGAAAUCUAAAAUGCAAAAGAAGAGGAACCAAAACAGGAAAUUGUGGAAUCAGCUUGGUGAAAUCUCAGAACAAUUCCAAGCUUAUUUCUGUCCCGAACACCACCAAUUUUCUACUUUUCUCUUUAAUAAAGCAAUGGAUUUAUCUUCACCGCUUCAGGCACAAGUGAAAAUGCUUUUAUUUCAGCUGACAAAUUUAGAUUUGCCAGGAAUGUUUGAGGAAAGUUGCUGA
This is a messenger RNA of Echinococcus granulosus, 432 nucleotides long. RefSeq lists its product as hypothetical. NCBI's taxonomy places the organism in Eukaryota, Metazoa, Platyhelminthes, Cestoda, Cyclophyllidea, Taeniidae. The record is from RefSeq and is a predicted model, not a curated record. The transcript is spliced from 4 exons. The coding region runs from base 1 to 432 and encodes 143 amino acids.